This is a messenger RNA of Colletotrichum truncatum, 561 nucleotides long. RefSeq lists its product as uncharacterized. The record is from RefSeq and is a predicted model, not a curated record. Lineage: Eukaryota; Fungi; Ascomycota; Sordariomycetes; Glomerellales; Glomerellaceae.
AUGCCCGCCCAUCACAGCCUCACGAUCCGCGUUCCACUCCCUAGCAUGCUCCCAGCGGAGGCCGUAAUCGAAACCCUCCAGUCGCAGUCGCCAGUCAUUCGUCACCAGCCGCUCAUAACCCGCUUCGAGAAAGUGCCAGUCUUACUCGACAGCAUCGUCGACGACGAGUUCUUCCUCGAGACUGGGCUCAAGAUCGCAUCAUACAAAGUCUACGAGAAAGUGACGGUCGUGCCGGGUGUCAAGACUGAAAUAUCCUUUCCCGCAAUCCUGCAGAACAUCCCCAACGGUCUGCGCUCGCGCGCCUCGGCCCCCGGCGGCGUCCGGGUCUGGAGCGAGUGGCUCGUCGUGCCCCGCCCCGCCGAGCGAUGGCCGGGCGAGCACAGCUCUGGCAAGCUCGUAGGCUACGUCGAGGGCGACUAUGACCUCGUCGAGACGACGAGGGUCGAGACAAGCCGGAUGCUGAUGCCCCUGGUCAAGGGGCAGAUGGAAAGUGCGCACCGGGACAUGGUGCGCAAGAUGUUGGACGAGGUAGCGCAGAGAAUCGGUCGCGUCAAAAUAUAA